Molecule: messenger RNA, 1488 nt
Organism: Centropristis striata (black sea bass)
Lineage: Eukaryota; Metazoa; Chordata; Actinopteri; Perciformes; Serranidae
Gene: pnpo
Product: pyridoxamine 5'-phosphate oxidase
Exons: 7
Coding region: 28-864 (278 amino acids)
Biological process (GO): pyridoxine biosynthetic process; pyridoxal 5'-phosphate biosynthetic process
Molecular function (GO): pyridoxamine phosphate oxidase activity; FMN binding
Source: RefSeq, a predicted model, not a curated record
GGUGACGUCACCGUCAGUCUGACCAGCAUGAGGCGCAUACUCAGUGCGAAUUUAUUGAGGAAGAUCAGUUUAUUAGGUAGGAAUCAUAGUCCAUCUCAUGCCUCUCUGACAGCAGGACGGCAGCGAGUGUUUCUACUGAGUUUCUGCAGGAAAUCAUCGACUGAGCGCACAAACAUGGACCUGAGCGACAUGAGGAAGAAAUACAAAGGAGACGAGGAGUGUUUUGAGGAGAGUCAUCUUGCGUCUCUGGACCCGAUCAAACAGUUUGGAAACUGGUUUGAUGAAGCAGCAAAGUGUCCAGAGAUCGGAGAGCCUAACGCCAUGUGCAUCGCCACGGCAACCAAAGACGGACGUCCGUCUGCUCGGAUGGUCCUCCUGAAAGGUUUCAGCCACGAAGGUUUCCGUUUCUUCACAAACUACGAGAGCAGGAAAGGUUCAGAGCUGGAGAGUAAUCCGUACGCCUGUCUGGUGUUUUACUGGGAGCCUCUGAACAGACAGAUUCGCAUCGAGGGCACCGUGGAGCGGAUCCCCCUCCAGAGCUCCUGUGAUUACUUCCACUCCCGACCGAAGAGCAGCCAGAUCGGAGCGGUGGUGAGCCGGCAGAGCACGCCGGUCCCCGACAGAGACUUUCUGAGGCAGAAAAACGCAGAACUGGAGGAGAAAUACAAAGACUCAGAGGUGCCGAUGCCCGACUACUGGGGGGGCUACAUGGUGAAGCCGUACUACAUGGAGUUCUGGCAGGGUCAGACCAACCGGCUGCACGACCGCAUCGUCUUCACGCGGCCGCGGGACGGAGAGACGGCGCUGCAGGAGUUCCAGCACGCUGCAGAGGGAGGCUGGGUGUACCAGCGCCUCUCCCCCUGAAACACCGCAUCUAUAAACUCUCCAUCUUUACCUCAGUGGACGUAAAAGACAUUGUGUCGUCUUUCUGUUUGUGAUGUCAGACCGCCUGGUGCACUGUGCAACUUCUCCACAGACAGAAAGAGCAAACUCCAGCUGCUCCUGUCAAACAAUGACAGUAACAUCAGUUAGUUUUUAACCUUUAGGACGUGAAAACUGUGUCUUAUUUGUGUAAAAGCACAACCUGAACCACUCACUGUCACUUCCCCACUGAUGCAGCUUCCUCUGCAACAUUUUCAGCGUUUUAAAAUAUUGGUAACACUUUAAUUUUACAGAUCUGUAAUUUAAAAGUUCUAGCGAAGAUCCAGUUUGUAAUUUUGUGCCAAUAAUAGAGAAAAUAAAGAGACAUUUUCCUGAUAAUAAGAACUCACUUACAAACCAGGAACCUUCUUGAGAAUUUACAGUUAUUAAAGUGAAUUAUAGUACCAAUAAAAUGCAGUGUAACUAAAUUAUUCUGACUUGAUUCCAUUAUGGAUUGAUGCAUCAGUCUAACUGCCUUUUAACAAAGAGAUUAAAAGAGAUGAAGAUGAUGAUGAUGAUGAUGGUUUAAUUUGUGCCAACUGUUGAGAUUGUUUGUUUGAUUUUCGC